Molecule: messenger RNA, 1786 nt
Organism: Ipomoea nil (Japanese morning glory)
Lineage: Eukaryota; Viridiplantae; Streptophyta; Magnoliopsida; Solanales; Convolvulaceae
Product: BAG family molecular chaperone regulator 1-like
Exons: 5
Coding region: 584-1483 (299 amino acids)
Biological process (GO): protein stabilization
Cellular component (GO): cytoplasm
Molecular function (GO): adenyl-nucleotide exchange factor activity; protein-folding chaperone binding
Source: RefSeq, a predicted model, not a curated record
UUCUACCGUCAUAUUCAUAUACUACGCGCUUCAGUUCUCCCGAAGAAGAAGUGAAGAACCACCAUAAGCAUAUUCUUUUACUCCAAAUUAUCUUCAUAUAUUCUUCACUCUCCUCGAUCACCGUUGACAUUUAAUUCCCCGAAACCUUUUCCAUUGUUUUGCUACAUCUCUGAAUUCCUCUUCAUCAUCUCCAACAAGAUCCAAGCUUUUCUGUGUCGGUUUCCGCCGCCAUUUCCGGCGGCCGUUGACACUUCCCGCCGGCCGGAAGUUUAAGGUUGGAAACUCCGUUUCUCUCUCUCUCUCUCUCUACACGAGGGGAGAAGAUACAAGAUAGCGGUUUGGACUCGUGUAGUUUCUCAGUUUCAGAGCUGGGUCUGAUCCGGUUUUAUCGGUUUGGUUUAACUGAUAUGAUUGUAUCUAUUAUCUCUGCCUUCGUUCCGUGCAUCUGCGUAUGAGUGGUGGACACGUACCCUAGAUUCUCCGGAGCAGAAGUCAAUGCUCUGAUCUGAGCCGUCGUCUACAAGGCCACCAAUUUUCACCGCCAGAAUUUGAGUUUUUGUGUUUUUUUUUUCGCGCCUCCAGGAUGUUGAGAAUGAAGACUAAAACCACCUCUCCGGCGGCGGCGAACGGCGGCGGAAGUGCGAACGAGUGGGAGAUGAGGCCGGGGGGAAUGCUGGUGCAGAAACGGAGUCCAGAUUCGGAAAACCUACCCCCUCCUCCUAAUAUCCGGGUCCGGGUCAAGUACGGGUCUAUCUACCAUGAAAUCAGUAUCAGCUCCCAGGCCACUUUCGGGGAGUUGAAAAAGAUGCUGACAGGGCCAACUGGGAUGCACCAUGAAGAUCAGAAGCUUUUGUUCAAGGACAAAGAGAGGGACUCGAAAGCCUUUCUUGACAUUUCAGGGGUGAAGGAUAAGUCCAAGAUUGUGCUAAUUGAGGACCCUAUUAGCAAGGAGAAAAGAUAUGUUGAGAUGAGAAAAAAUGCUAAGAUGGAGAAGGCUGCAAAAGCCAUAUCAGAAAUUAGCUUGGAGGUUGACAGGCUAGCUGGUCAGGUUUCUGCACUAGAAUCUGUGAUUUCGAGAGGUGGGAAAGUUGCAGAGAGGAGUGUUAUUAAUGUGAUCGAGUCAUUGAUGACUCAACUGGUUAAAUUGGAUGGUAUUGUUGCUGAAGGGGAUGUUAAAGUGCAAAGGAAAACACAGGUGGCGAGGGUGCAAAAGUAUGUCGAGACUCUAGAUGUGUUGAAACUCAAAAACUCGGUGCCAACUAGCAAUGGUAAUCACACUCCAAUAGCUAGGGGGGAUUCACCUGUACUAACGCCAAAACACCAGGUAGAGCCCUCGAGGCACUCGGCCUCGGGGCCUGUUGUGAUAACUACACAAUGGGAAACCUUUGAUCCUGCCCCGGCUCCUUUGUUGGACCCCUUUUCAACAGUCACGAGCACCUCGGGUUCAGCCCACCCGAGAGUCAGCUGGGACUUGCUUUCUUAAGUAGUAUGACCAAGAAUCUGUGCCAUUGUGUGGAUAUGCCGUGGCUUGCAUUUCUUCUUCAAGUUGGUUUGAUUUCGAUUCUCCAUUCUUUUCUGUAUUUACAGUUUUUGGUAUAGACACGUGAGAAAUAAACGGGGUUACCACACGUUGUAAGAUGCUCCCUUCAAUGGUAUUUAUCUCUGUUUUCUGUAGGUUAAUUGAUACAUAUUCAGUCAUGUGUACAUUGAUACUUGGAUAUUACUAGGAUAUGGUUAUCAUAAUCUUCAAUGAAGAAUAUAAGUAUUUUGGAAGAUUGCAUUAAUC